AUGAUUUCAACAAUCGGCACAACAACAAUUCAAACAACUACAGCACCAAACUCGCUAGUUAUGAAUCCAACAUCUAUGUUAGUAGAGAUGAAAAACUUCAUUCCUUCUUCAUAUACUUUCGAAACAAAAAUCCAGAAGAUAAAGCAAGAACUUUUAACAAGUAAUUUAGACUGUAGUGCGAAAGAUGAAACAAAUGAACAGUAUCUUUAUGAAAUGCAGGACAUUAUUGACCAUUUACCCAAAUUGCCUGAAAUCCAACAACAAAAACUAACCAUUCCCGAAUUUGACGAAAUAGAAGUCAAAGCAACUGACUCAGUAGAAAUAAAGAAGUUCAUACGAAAGGUAAAUUAUGAAUUCCUUGGUUUUCAUUGCAACCAUAAGGUUAUGGACAAAGAUUGCGACAUGGUAUAUAAGAACAUCUCUGACCUUUACAAAUCCGAAGAAUUUAAGACCUACGACAACUUUGUUUCGUUAGUUGCAAAAUG
This is a messenger RNA of Trichomonas vaginalis G3, 485 nucleotides long. Its product is annotated as organellar and viral DNA polymerase type B. The transcript has a single exon. The annotation marks the transcript as partial. Lineage: Eukaryota; Parabasalia; Trichomonadida; Trichomonadidae. The record is from RefSeq and is a predicted model, not a curated record.